Messenger RNA from Klebsormidium nitens, 1598 nucleotides. The record is from the annotation of a GenBank genome assembly. NCBI's taxonomy places the organism in Eukaryota, Viridiplantae, Streptophyta, Klebsormidiophyceae, Klebsormidiales, Klebsormidiaceae.
CCGUAGAGCUUGAAAGACGUUCAGCUAGCACGAACUGCACUUCAGUGCAAGUGCGUCUUCCUCCCUCUAUAAAAGCAGCGCUUCGGAACAGCCCUUCGUCACAAAUCUCUGGUCCUCAAUUCCCAACAUUCUCAAUUGCCCUUCGCCCCCUCCUCUUUUCACUCAUAGCAACGUCUUCCCAUCCGCCUCGCUCUUUUGCGCAACAGCCGGCCAAGAAUCUGCAAGACAAUGGCUCCCCAGCUGACGUCAGUUCUGGCGGCACUGCUCCUGGUGGUGUCCGUUCCGGCCUUCCUGGUGUCCGCUUCCGACCCGGACCCACUGGCGGACUUUAUCAUUGACGGAAAAACUGCUACCACAGCCACCGGUGCUGACUUCACGUUCCGCGGACUCAACAAGGUCACCAUUCCCGCCGGAGUUGGGGCCAACGCUGCGGUUGCCGCGCCGCCCGCCCUCCCGGGCCUCAAGGGUCAGGGCCUGGCUUACGUGUACCUGUCCUACGCCCCCUGCGGCCAGAUCCCCCCCCACACCCACCCCCGCGCCACCGAGAUUCUCUACGUCGUGUCGGGCCAGCUUUACGUGGGCUUCGUGGACUCCAACAACAAACUGUUCGAUGCAACUUUGAACGUGGGCGACGUGUUCGUCUUCCCCCGCGGCCUGGUUCACUUCCAACAGAACUUCAACCAGAGCCAGCCCGCCGUGGCGCUUGCCGCUGUCAACUCUGAGAACCCGGGGACUCAGUUCCUGGCCCGCACCAUGUUUGGCGGCGGCCUGCCGACCAACGUCGUCCAGGUGGCGCUCGCUCAGGACGCCGCGACAGUGAACAAGCUCGUGACCGGUUUUCCGGCGUCCGGCAACGCCGUCGGCACCCCGACCACCGGUUGCGCCGCCGGAAACGGAACGGAGUCCAGGGGCCGGAAGCUGUUCUAAGCUGACCCCAGCAAGCAGGCGUGACGUCAGCGCUGUAGCAUGACGUCAGGAGUGGAGUUCUCAAGAUGUCAACUAGUAGACAAGAAGCGGGAGGGAGAGGAUAUUUUGAUCCGGCGGCCCGGUUGAAAGGAACGGGCAGAAAUAAAGGGGGGAGAUAGUGAGGGUUUGUGGAGCCUGGGAGGAUCAACCGGUCGAGUCGAGGGCUGAAUUAAGGCAGGUAGGAAAAGAGUUGUGGAUUGGACAUCUUGGUUUGGUAAGGUCGCAGUACCUCUACGUGGAGGACGAGAGCGACUCUCAAAGCAGUUUGUGUGUCAGGACGCAUGUGUAUUAUGGACAAAUCGUGUACGUCAUAAAGUACGAGUGUGCUUAGAUGAGUGUGCGCAAUAGGGGGGUCACCGAGUUAAGGGCGUAGUAGAAGGACCUUUGCCGAUUGAAAGGACGAAAUCCUGAACUUUGGUGACAAUGAGCUGAGUACCCAUGCUCCGGUACAACUUACGCCGGUAACUCUCAUAAGAAGAUUGCCGGAGACGAGCGUUGGACCGUAGACGUAAUCAUAAGAGUUUGCUAGUAUCGUAUUCGAACAGUCGUAGGAUAGAUUUCUGCUUCGAGUACGGUGGCUCAUGCUGCGCUCUUUGUAGUGAGCACAGGACGUACUUGAUAGUGUAAACAAC